AAUUUCUCACUCGUGUGAUUGAUUCCAAGCAAGAUGUUGCGCAGACAAGCUAGAUUAAGGCGUGAAUACCUUUAUCAAAAGGCUAAGGAAAGUCGUCAAAAUAAAACCAGAGCUAAAAAAAAUAAAAUUGAACAAAGUGUGCAUCAAAAUACAUAUAUUCAUGGAGAUGUACAAAGAGACGCAAUUCAAAUACAAGAAAAUCUUAAAUACGAUACAAUUGUUGAGAAUUCCAAUACAUUUGAUGAUGAGUAUCGCUAUGCCGGACGGGAAGAUCCUAAAAUAAUGAUAACGACUUCACACGAACCCUCUGCUAGGUUGAAAAUGUUUGUAAAAGAGCUAAGAUUAAUAAUACCUAAUUCUCAACGUAUGAAUAGAGGAAAGUAUGAGUUAAAACAGAUUGUACAUGCUUGUAAAGCUAAUGAUGUUACAGACUUAAUUAUUGUUCAUGAGCACAGAGGAGUACCAGAUAAUCUUGUUAUAUGCCAUUUGCCAUAUGGUCCUACCUCAUUUUUUAAUAUAUCUGGUGUUGUAAUGCGACAUGAUAUACCUGAAAUUGGACACAUGAGUGAACAGAAUCCCCAUUUAGUUUUUCAUAAUUUCAAAACCAUUCUUGGACAACGUGUAACAAAAAUAUUAAAACAUCUUUUUCCUGUGCCUAAAGUAGAAUCAAAGCGUGUCAUCACAUUUGCUAAUCAUGAUGACUUUAUUUCAUUUCGUCAUCAUACAUAUCAAUUUGUUAAUAAGGAAUUGGAGCUCCAUGAGGUAGGACCUCGUUUUCAACUUAAAUUAUAUCAAAUUAAGUUAGGAACACUUGAUGAGAUUCAUGCUGCUAAUAUUGAAUGGGUUCUUAGGCCAUAUAUGAAUACUUCUAUUAAAAGACGUUUUUUAUCUGAUGAUGAUGGUUGGGAUCAGGACGAUGUGAGGAACUCAAAUACCAAAUGCUAAAGUUAUUGCCUACGAAAUAUAUACACUUUUAAUAAUGCUAAAGGCACUAUUAUACAAUAAAGAUUAACUUCCUGCUUCUAUAUUUCAAGCGAAAA
Calliphora vicina (urban bluebottle blowfly) is the source of this 1040-nucleotide messenger RNA. RefSeq names its product U3 small nucleolar ribonucleoprotein protein IMP4. The coding region runs from base 34 to 945 and encodes 303 amino acids. Gene Ontology annotation, biological process: rRNA processing. Gene Ontology annotation, molecular function: snoRNA binding; rRNA primary transcript binding. Gene Ontology annotation, cellular component: nucleolus; Mpp10 complex; small-subunit processome. NCBI's taxonomy places the organism in Eukaryota, Metazoa, Arthropoda, Insecta, Diptera, Calliphoridae. The record is from RefSeq and is a predicted model, not a curated record. The transcript has 2 exons.